Molecule: messenger RNA, 249 nt
Organism: Fusarium poae
Lineage: Eukaryota; Fungi; Ascomycota; Sordariomycetes; Hypocreales; Nectriaceae
Gene: TIM13
Product: protein translocase subunit
Exons: 2
Coding region: 1-249 (82 amino acids)
Source: RefSeq, a predicted model, not a curated record
AUGGAUUCCACACAAGUCAAGGCUGCUGUCAUCAAGCAGGUCCAGCAGGAGGCCAACCUGGUCAACGCUCGCACUCUGAUCGAGAAACUUCAAGAAACCUGCUUCGAGAAGUGCGUUCCAAAGCCCGGAACUUCCCUGUCGAGCGGCGAGACUACCUGCAUGACUAGCUGCAUGGAGAAGUACAUGGCUGCCUGGAACAUGGUCAACUCAGCCUACAUUGCUCGAUUAAGGCAGGAGUCUGGUCACUAG